Molecule: messenger RNA, 687 nt
Organism: Emericellopsis cladophorae
Lineage: Eukaryota; Fungi; Ascomycota; Sordariomycetes; Hypocreales; Bionectriaceae
Exons: 2
Coding region: 1-687 (228 amino acids)
Source: RefSeq, a predicted model, not a curated record
AUGGAUCCUGACUGUGCAAUAUGCCGAGCACCAGCCGAAGCCGCCUGCGACUGUGAGGCCAAGGGCCUCGAGGUGGCUGUCAAGCAAGCCGAAGAGAAAGUUAUGCUCUCCAUCUACGAAGACAUACGGCGCGCUCAGGAUCACAUUCUGGAGCAUUUCCGUCAACUCACAGAGCAGCGGAAGAAGCAGCACCAAGACAGGCUCGCUCAGGUUCAUGAACAGGCUUUUGCACGUUAUGGCGCGCCCCCUCACCCGCGGACUUUGCAAGACGCCGAGAUGGAGCUGAAACAUGGCAUUGAUGGGGAUUGGCGGUCGAGCGUGCACCGAUACCCCGAAGUGCUGGAGCAUUUCUUCAAUCUAGUGGAGCUUUCGCUGCCGGCGGACGAUGAUCCUGCCGUGCGGAACCCUCCAACAUCAUCCGGCGCGGUCGUACCACGGGGCAAACCGCCCUCUAACCGGAGGAACAACAGCUACAAGAACGACUUUCAUCACGAGCCACCCUACAUGCCCGGUGUCGACACCGGACUGGGCCUUUAUGCGCCUCCGCGAACACCGCCUCCGGAGAGGCAGCAGCGCCGCGGCCACGGAGGACGAAAGGACCGCGGGAUGCGGUACUCGCAACCCCCACCACCACAGCAUGCACCGUACGCGCCCUACCAGCGGGAUCAUGCUCCCUACAUGGGCUAG